Messenger RNA from Zerene cesonia (dogface butterfly), 2634 nucleotides. Its product is annotated as putative inorganic phosphate cotransporter. Gene Ontology annotation, biological process: transmembrane transport; monoatomic anion transport. The coding region runs from base 309 to 1931 and encodes 540 amino acids. The record is from RefSeq and is a predicted model, not a curated record. Gene Ontology annotation, molecular function: transmembrane transporter activity. The transcript has 10 exons. Lineage: Eukaryota; Metazoa; Arthropoda; Insecta; Lepidoptera; Pieridae.
GGAUAAAUAGUCAAGGCCGACAACCUCGUGUUUUAGCGUGGGUAAUGGUGGGUUAGGAUGAGGCCAAUAUUCGCCAUGUGGCCAAGCACAGCACGCGUAUACAGGCUGUGAUCAGGCGCACAAAUAUAGUGAUAAAUACAUUAUAGAGUUCGCCAAGCCACGGAUACUCGCGUUUGGCGUAUAGUGCUUGGUGCCCGUGUGUAUUAGUGCUUUGUAGUUAGCGUUAUGUUUAUGUGAUUGUGAUUCGUUUUGCUAAAGGCCACAUGUAAAUUAUUUUCGUGGCUACAACGGGAACAUAAUAUUUGAAAAUGGAAGAAGAAAACGGUGUGAACCAGGCGCAGGCGCAUAACCUACUGGGACAAAAGACACAGGUACCGCCGCGACGGAAAGACAAUGCCCUUACCAGAACCUUACGGUCAUGUUGUGUCAUCCCCCAAAGAUACAUCCUCGGAGUGAUGGGCCUCCUGGGUGUAUGCAACGCGUACACCAUGCGAGUGUGUCUGAACCUUGCUAUCACCCAAAUGGUGAAUCGUACUAAGUCAAGCAGUGAACACUUUGACCCUGAUGCUUGCCCCAGCGAUGAAAUUAUGGGAGUCAAUGCUACUGUCACUUUACGACCCUAUGCGAUAUUUGACUGGGACGAGAAAACGCAAGGGCUUAUUCUGAGCGGCUUCUAUUACGGGUACGCCGCCACCCAAGUGCCAGGUGGUUACUUGGCCGAGAAAUUUGGAGGUAAAUGGACAUUGGGAGUGGGUCUCCUCAGCACUGCGCUUUUCACCUUCCUCACACCGAUCGUUAUACGUGCUGGAGGCGCUACAUGGUUAUUCAUUUUACGAGUGCUUCAAGGAAUGGGAGAGGGUCCAACAAUGCCGGCCCUAAUGAUAAUGUUGGCUAGAUGGGUUCCGCCACACGAAAGAGGCUUCCAAGGCGCGCUGGUAUUCGGUGGAGCGCAAAUUGGAAAUAUUUUCGGCUCAUUUAUGUCCGGGAUUUUGCUCGCUGAGGGCAGAGACUGGGCUUAUGUAUUUUAUUUCUUUGGCGGGUUCGGAAUACUUUGGUUCACGUUGUGGAGUCUUCUAUGUUACUCAACGCCGAACUCUCAUCCGUACAUAUCAAAGAAGGAGUUGAGCUAUCUAAACAAGAAUGUAACAACAGCAGAAACGAGUAACGCAAAGGAUCCUGUCCCCUGGAAGGCUAUAUUGCGUUCGGUGCCCGCAUGGGCGCUCGUGUGGGCCGCUGUUGGCCACGACUGGGGCUAUUACACAAUGGUAACAGAUUUGCCAAAGUACUCGCAUGAUGUUCUUAAAUUCAAUAUUGCGACUACUGGCGUCCUCACCGCCCUGCCAUAUAUUGCUAUGUGGGUGUCCUCUUUCGUGUUCGGCUUUGUUUGCGACUUAUGCAUCAAAAAAGGCUGGCAUACCAUCAAAACUGGAAGAAUUAUUCACACGACAAUCGCUGCCACCGGCCCUGCGAUUUGUAUCAUCUUAGCUUCAUAUGCUGGCUGUGACAGAGUUGCUGCUAUGGUAUAUUUUGUGCUCUCCAUGGCACUUAUGGGUGGAUUUUACAGUGGUAUGAAGGUAAACGCAUUGGACUUAGCACCGAACUACGCGGGGUCACUGACUUCUCUCGUCAAUACAACCUCAACAUUCGCCGGCAUCAUUACUCCGUACCUUAUUGGAUUAUUGACUCCAGACUCGACGCUCGUGCAGUGGCGGACGGCGUUUUGGGUAUGCUUCACCGUGCUAGUUGGUACCAACGUGGUAUACUGCAUUUGGGCGGACGGUGAACAGCAGUGGUGGGAUGACGUCAGGAAGUUCGGAUACCCACCAGAUUGGAAGCAUGGCUCGCUACUACGAGAUGAUGUCAUGAUUGAACAACCUGAGACUGUUAAGCUUUCUAGCAAAAAGAAUACCAAUGAUGAUGAUGAUGAUUAAAUGGGAUAGUUUACCAAUAAAUGCGUGGAGAUCGUCGCGGGUGAUCGUUGUUGUAAAAUUGCAUGAUAUAUGAUUUUAUUGAAAUGUUUUUUGACAAUAAGUAGGUAGAUAAUUGUGAAUUUUUGAAAAUUUAAAUUAAAAAUUUGCAUACAAUUGAAAAUGUACUACUAAAACAAAUAUAUUUGUAUAAAUAUGAUGAAAGACAAGUGUAAUCAAUGUUUUUUUUGUUAGUAAAUGGUUUAUGCAUGAGUACUAUAUUUAAUUAUAAUGUAUGUUUUAUAGAAUAUGUUAUACUAGAUAAGUGAAAUAAAGACAGAGCUAAUUAAAGGCGGCGUUGAGAGCAAUUUCAUAAGUUUUGUAUGUGAUGAUACUCAAUAUUCAUUACAUAAUAAUGCCUACAAACACAUGAAAUAACAAAAAAGUUAAACUAUUUUUUGUCACUUUUAGGUUGUGUUUAUCAAUAUACAUUGUUAUGUUAUAUCUGUAAUAUCUUAUAAUCUAAUAUAAUAUAUCUGUAAUAGCUAUGAAUACGUAUAUAAACAGGUGACAUUUCAACAAAAUUACUCAGUGAUUUUAAACAAUUUAAGACGAAUAUCUACCAGAUAACCUAGUCAGUUAAUUCAAUAUCUUAUGUGUCAGCCAUAUUAAGUAGUACAAAUUAUGAUAAUGUUAUGUGUCUUAUAUGUUAAAAAUUUUCAUUUUA